GCGGCCGCCCCGCCCCUGCCCAAGUCUUAAAAGCCUCUCCCGCCUCCGAGCGUCCGAACUGCCUGCUGCGCGCCCCGGCCGGCGCCCCCUGCAGCAUGGCCUGGAACACCAAUCUCCGCUGGCGGCUGCCGGUCAUCUGCCUGCUCCUGCAGGUGGCCCUGGUGGUCCUCUUCGGCGUGUUCGUGCGCUACGACCUGGAUGCCGACCCCCACUGGAUCGAGAAGAAGAUGUCCGGGAACGUUUCCAGCGACUUGGACAACGAAUUCUACUAUCGCUACCCGAGCUUCCAGGACGUGCACGUGAUGAUCUUCGUGGGCUUCGGCUUCCUCAUGACUUUUCUGCAGCGCUACGGCUACAGCGCCGUGGGCUUCAACUUCCUGCUGGCGGCCUUCGGCAUCCAGUGGGCGCUGCUCAUGCAGGGCUGGUUCCACUCCUUUGACGGACGCUACAUUCUCUUGGGCGUGGAGAACCUCAUCAAUGCGGACUUCUGCGUGGGCUCUGUCUGUGUCGCCUUUGGGGCAGUUCUGGGCAAAGUCAGCCCUGUCCAGCUCCUCAUCAUGACUCUCUUCCAAGUGACCCUCUUCUCAGUGAAUGAGUUCAUUCUCCUCAGCCUGCUAGAGGUGAAGGAUGCAGGGGGCUCCAUGACCAUCCACACAUUCGGCGCCUACUUUGGGCUCACAGUGACCUGGAUCCUCUACCGACCCAACCUAUAUCAGAGCAAGGACAGGCAAAGUCCUGGGUACCACUCGGACCUCUUUGCCAUGAUCGGCACCCUCUUCCUGUGGAUGUACUGGCCCAGCUUCAACUCAGCUGUGUCCAAUCACGGAGACGCCCAGCACCGAGCUGCCAUCAACACCUACUGCUCCUUGGCAGCCUGUGUGCUCACUGCGGUGGCGCUGUCCAGCAUCCUGCAUAAGAAGGGCAAGCUGGAUAUGGUGCACAUCCAGAACGCCACGCUCGCGGGAGGGGUGGCCGUGGGCACCGCCGCCGAGAUGAUGCUCAUGCCUUAUGGCUCCCUCAUCGUCGGCUUCAUCUGCGGCAUCAUCUCCACCCUGGGUUUUGUGUACCUGACGCCAUUCCUGGAGUCCCGGCUGCGGAUCCAGGACACAUGUGGCAUUCACAACCUGCAUGGCAUUCCCGGCAUCAUAGGCGGCAUUGUGGGUGCUGUGACGGCAGCCUCUGCCAACACUGAGCUGUAUGGGCAGGAAGGGCUUGCCUUUGCCUUUGGAAGUUCCACACCGAGCUGGAACGCAAGCACACAGGGCAAGUUCCAGGCUGCUGGUCUCUUUGUGUCGCUGGCCAUGGCCCUGGUGGGCGGCAUCAUCGUAGGGGUCAUUUUGAAAUUGCCAUUCUGGGGACAAGCCGCUGAUGAGAACUGCUUUGAGGAUGCAAUCUACUGGGAGAUGCCCAAGGACCAGAAGAGUAUUGUCUUCCGUUCUGAGGACCCCGCCCUCAAGGCCUCAGAACCUUAAACUCCCAGGGCAAGUGAGAAGCAGGCUCCAAAGACUGUUCCAGCGUUCCCCAAGGAGCCAGUGCUGAUCAAGCUGGGAACAAAAGAGCAAGGCAAGCGGCACUCCACCUGCUGGCCUGGUCCAGGGUGCCUCCAUAUCUCCCUCCACCUUCAUCCCAGGGGACCUGCCUGAGAAUGGAGGAGGAGCUAUAGACAAAGUGGGCAUCCAAGCCAGGUUCUGGCUGCAGGAAGCCUGCCACCAGGGGUCUUGGUGGCCACAUCCUGAGAAAAGCAGGCAGGAGUGGGGCUGGGGGCUGGAGGUGGACCCGAGGCCUCCUAGGAGACAACGUAGCUGCCAACCACCGACUGCUGGGCUCUUCCACUCCCUUCCUGCCCCUCAGCCAGUAUCUCCCAUGCCCCCUGAAUCCUCCAGACCCCUCUGUGCCAUGCAGAUGGUAGCCUCCGUGAAUAAAACGUUCUUGGUGUUCUUUGUA
Molecule: messenger RNA, 1944 nt
Organism: Balaenoptera musculus (blue whale)
Lineage: Eukaryota; Metazoa; Chordata; Mammalia; Artiodactyla; Balaenopteridae
Gene: RHCG
Product: Rh family C glycoprotein
Exons: 11
Coding region: 96-1472 (458 amino acids)
Biological process (GO): ammonium transmembrane transport; ammonium homeostasis
Cellular component (GO): plasma membrane; basolateral plasma membrane; apical plasma membrane
Molecular function (GO): ammonium channel activity
Source: RefSeq, a predicted model, not a curated record